UUGUUUAUAAUAUGACCGAAGGGAAAGAUUAAUCCAAAACACCAGAAGUAAUUGAAAAAAAAAAAUUGAAAAAGUAAUUGAAAAUUGAAAAAAAAAACAAGUAACUGAAAAAAAUCCAGUUUUGCCCGUUGAUCGUCGCCGUCGUAGUCCGACCGUGUGUCUCGUCGGUCAUUUCGUCAUCGCCGUCGAGCUUUCUCAUCGUUGCGUCAUUGAAAGUGCAAAUUCAAGCUUGUGGUUCACCUUCCAGCCUUCCCAAUCUGCAAAUUGAAGUCAGAGGAUCCGUUUCUUGGUUGGGAGCCACCAUCAACCCUUCGCCGGCAAAUCAUUACUCCACUCCCGUUCACCAUUAUCCUCUCACCCAUUGCCAAUAACUGAAAGAUAGCACACAAAGUAGCAUAAUAGCUAUGCCAGUCGCUUCUUAUUCAAGGUAUGCAUCACUUGAAGACCUUUUACACCUCUUAAAAUUCUCUGCCGAUGCUAAAUAUCUAAACUUUGGCAAAACCAUCCAUACCCAGUUGCUCAUUCGCAACCAAUCUUCUAACCGCCACUCUCACAUUGUUCAGCUGAACUCCCUAAUCAAUCUCUAUGUUAAAUGUUCUAAACUCCGUCUCGCACGUUACCUGUUUGACGAAAUGCCUCUUAGAAACGUUGUUUCUUAUAAUGCUUUAAUGGGUGGUUAUUUACAUAGUGGUGAACAUUUGGAAGUUAUUUCGCUCUUCAAGAAAAUGGUUUCAUCGUUUCAAAAUGAUGUUUUACCGAAUGAGCAUGUGUUUACCACUAUUCUUUCUGCUUGUGGACAUAGUGGGAGAGUUUUUGAAGGGAUGCAGUGUCAUGGGUAUUUGUUUAAAUUUGGGUUGGUUUUUCAUCAUUAUGUGAAAAGUGCUCUUGUUCAUAUGUACUCGAAGUGUUUUCAUGUUGAUUUAGCAUUGCAGGUUUUGGAUAGUGAACAUGGUAGUAAUAAUGAUGCAUUUUGUUAUAACGCUGUGUUAAAAGCCCUUGUGGAGUCUCGGCGCUGGGCCGAGGCCAUGGAUGUUUUGGGGAGGAUGGUGGAUGAGUGCGUGGUUUGGGACAAUGUUACGUAUGUUAGUGUCAUGGGACUUUGUGGUCAGAUUAGAGAUUUUCGAUUGGGUUUGCAAGUUCAUGCGCAGUUGUUGAAAGGAGGUUUGAUGUUCGAUGUAUUUGUCGGUAGCAUGUUGGUAGACAUGUAUGGAAAAUGUGGCAAUAUCUUGAAUGCGAGGAAAGUUUUUGACGCUUUACAAAAUCGAAAUGUGGUGGUGUGGACUUCCCUCAUGACCGCUUACUUGCAGAAUGGUGAUUUUGAGGAGACGUUGAAUCUUCUUACAUGUAUGGAUCAAGAAGGUACUAUGCCCAAUGAGUUCACUUUUGCAGUUUUGCUUAAUGCUUGUGCAGGUAUAGCAGCACUCAAACAUGGCGAUAUAUUCCAUGGUAGGGUUGAGAAGUUAGGUUUUAAGAAUCGCGCCAUUGUCGGAAACGCUUUGAUAAAUAUGUAUUCCAAGAGUGGUAGCAUUGAUUCUUCAUAUAAUGUCUUCUUUGAUAUGAUGCAUCGAGAUAUUAUCACUUGGAAUGCUAUGAUAUGUGGGUAUUCCCAACAUGGACUUGGUAAACAAGCUUUGCUAGUGUUUGAAGACAUGAUGUCUAAUGGAGAAUGUCCAAACCAUGUAACCUUUGUUGGUGUUCUAUCCGCCUGUGCUCAUUUGGCUCUUGUAAAUGAAGGAUUUUACUAUUUGAAUCAACUAAUGAAACAUUUUAAGAUCGAGCCAGGAUUGGAGCACUACACCUGUGUGGUCGCGGUGAUGUGCCGAGCCGGUCUACUUGAAGAGGCUGAGAAUUUCAUGAAGACAACACAAGUGAAGUGGGAUGUUGUUGCCUGGCGAGUAUUGCUUAAUGCAUGUAAUGUUCAUCGAAAUUAUAGCUUGGGGAAGCAAAUUGCAGAAACUAUCUUACAGAUGGACCCUCGUGAUGUGGGGACAUAUACAUUGCUAUCAAAUAUGUAUGCAAAGGCACGCAGCUGGGACGGUGUCACAACAAUUAGGAAAAUGAUGAGGGAAAGAAAUGUUAAGAAGGAACCUGGAGUAAGUUGGUUGGAGAUAAGAAAUGUUGUCCAUGUCUUUUCUUCAGAUGGAAGCAAUCAUCCAGAGUGUAUUCAAAUUUACAGCAAGGUUCAAAUAUUACUGGAAAAGAUUAAGCAAUUGGGAUAUAUACCGAAUAUUGAAGCUGUACUGCAUGAUGUGGAAGAUGAACAGAAGGAAAGUUAUCUUAAUAAUCACAGUGAGAAGCUCGCCAUAGCAUAUGGCCUCAUGAAAAUACCUUCUCCAGCACCCAUCCGCGUAAUUAAAAACCUUCGGAUAUGUGAUGAUUGUCACACUGCUGUAAAACUAAUAUCAAAGGUCACAAACAGGUUGAUAAUUGUUAGAGAUGCUAGCCGGUUCCAUCAUUUUCGUGAUGGGACCUGUACUUGUUCCGAUCACUGGUAGCGUUUUCACAAGUUUAAUAUGGCAUAAAUCAUGAUUGUUUGAAGUGAAUAUCUUAGGUUAUGCACCAAUUAACUUGCACUGCAGCUUAAGAAUAUCAAGCAUAGUCUGAGAAUGAAUAUUCAACAUGGAUUACACUUGUUUAAAUUUCAAGGGUCUUGCUGUGGUCUGAGAUUAUUGAAAUCAAUUCCAUUUUCAUGUGACCUAAAACUAAAUUACAUAUAGAUUAUGUUAGAAUAUAGAAUAAAGGAGGAUUAAAUUAGGUAAGAGUGGUUAGAGAAUAUGUUAGUCAGUUAGUUAGAGGGAUAUUAGUAUAAAUAGGAUAAAGAUUAUUAUUGAGGAUUGUUAACUUUGUGAAUAGAGUAGUGACUCUAUUGUAGAAUGGGAAAUACUUAAAUCAUUGUUUAUUCUUAGUUCUUAAUCUAAUUUUGUUUUUAACUUUUAGUAUUCUUCAAGUCAUUUUUUUUAUUACUAAAAUUAUGUAUAGGUAUUGGAUCUGCUAAACUAUUCAUUUCUUUCCAAGACACCUCUUACCGAUUUGUUUUUAGGAAUGAAACCUUCCAUCGCGAGUUCACGUAUUUUACCUUGUGAUAUUAAAAACGUUAUUGGCGGUGGUAUCUAUAUCACCGUGAAGCUAAUUGUAAGAAAGUCGAAUAACACUAUAUUGUUUGCUCAAGGGGGGCAAGAUUUUGCGGACUUAAUUAUACGUUUUCUAACAUUUCCGUUGGGUGGAGUGUUACGCAAGUUAGAAGGGAAUAGUUCUUUGGGAAGUAUUGAUGGAUUGUAUAAGAGCAUAUCUAAUUUAAAUGAAGACAGUUAUUUUAGGUGCAAAGAAGCAAGGAAUAGGCUUCUCACUUUAAGUGUUCUGCAAUAUUAUUGUUAUUAUCAGCAAAAUUUGAUGCAAUGCUUUUCAAAAGAGAUGAAGAUCGGAGUAAUGAGAGAAAUUUUAGAAAAAUGCAACUGGUUAAUACCAUAUCUUCUAUGGGAAGUCCUUAUGGUCAAGUCAAUAGACCAGAAAUGUAUGUCGUUACAGAUGUUUUAGUUGUAGAACCAUUGUUGUCUCCAAUUUCAUCUCUAUAUUUACUUAACCGUUUUGAAACUCCUCUUAAUGAUUUGAAGGAACAAGUUGUCGUCAUUGGCAUGAAAGAGGUACAAUUUUCUGCUUUUGCGUUUGAGUUUUUAUCAGACUAAUUUACUUGCAGACUGGUUAUGUAGCGAUUGCUCAUCUCACAUUGUUGUGUUGGUGCAGAGUCUCAGCAUAUUGAAGGCAGCUUUAACCUCAACAUCUGCUCUCACCAAUGGUUUGCGUCACUUGUUAACCAAAGUUAAGGCGGAGGAAUGAGAAUCGUUAAUGUUGUUAUUUCUAUUUAAGUUAUGUUGCGAAAAAGUUUGUAAUGGCCAACAUUGUUAGUUUUACUUUUGUUGCUGUGGUUAUUUCAUUUUUAGCACUAUCCUUUUAAGGUCUUUUUAAUUUUUAGUUUAGAAUGGCAUAUCUGCAGAUCAGUUUCGUUUCUUUCCCUCUCCCCGUCCACUCUAUUUUCUUGAUAUCUAGCUGCAGCAUAAAAAUCACUUUUAUUAUACAGUACAAAUUUCAUUGACAUGUGAGGGUAUUCUUAUCUAGUUGUGCUAAAGAUUAGAUGUGUAUAUAGCCUGAUCAUUUGCAG
Trifolium pratense (red clover) is the source of this 4156-nucleotide messenger RNA. RefSeq names its product pentatricopeptide repeat-containing protein At5g39680-like. The transcript has a single exon. NCBI's taxonomy places the organism in Eukaryota, Viridiplantae, Streptophyta, Magnoliopsida, Fabales, Fabaceae. Gene Ontology annotation, biological process: RNA modification. The record is from RefSeq and is a predicted model, not a curated record. Bases 405 to 2495 code for a protein of 696 amino acids. Gene Ontology annotation, molecular function: RNA binding; zinc ion binding; protein binding.